Molecule: messenger RNA, 4106 nt
Organism: Neodiprion fabricii
Lineage: Eukaryota; Metazoa; Arthropoda; Insecta; Hymenoptera; Diprionidae
Gene: Oseg4
Product: WD repeat-containing protein 35
Exons: 1
Coding region: 271-3813 (1180 amino acids)
Biological process (GO): intraciliary retrograde transport; protein localization to cilium; non-motile cilium assembly
Cellular component (GO): non-motile cilium; intraciliary transport particle A
Molecular function (GO): protein binding
Source: RefSeq, a predicted model, not a curated record
UGGGUAAAGUGUCAACAAGCUCGGCCGACGUCAGUUUGUUUUCGUCAGCCGUCAAUAUUAUGCCUGAGGACGUUAAACGUUUAGAAGAAACGGACUUUUUCAACCGUCUCAAGUGAAAGUCGGGGCAAUUACGACCGUGUCUUAACGAUGUCACUCAGAAACUAAUCAUACCGAAAAGUAAUUAACCUCCAAAGGUAAACGAACCCUUGUACGCUCAUAACUAAAAAAAAAAUCAAACAAACAAGAAACGCGUAACAAACACAACCAACAAUGUUCGUAUACCUGAGUAAGAAAAUAGCUAUACCGAACAACUUCCGAUUGAACUGCAUGGCCUGGAACCAGCAACAAGGCUUUAUCGCCGUGGGUGGCGAAGAUGGCCUCCUGAAGGUCCUGAGGGUAGAUUCAAGCACCGGAGGCCCGACAUCGUCCACCUCGAAGAACUUGGGCUUGGCGGCGGCGAGCAAUCUGAGCAUGAACCAGACGCUUGAAGGCCACAACGGUCAUGUCCAGGUCGUGAUAUGGAACGAGGAGCACCAGAAGUUGACGUCGAGUGACCAGCACGGCGUAAUAAUAGUCUGGAUGCUGUACAAGGGUUCGUGGUACGAGGAGAUGAUAAAUAACCGCAACAAGUCGGUGGUAAAGGGAAUGGCGUGGAGCUCGGACGGUCAGAAGAUCUGCAUCGUUUACGAGGAUGGAGCCGUGAUCGUCGGAUCCGUCGACGGCAAUCGAAUCUGGGGCAAGGAAUUGAAAAACACGCUCUUGACGGGAGUCCAAUGGUCUCCCGACGGAAAGCUGCUGCUCUUUAGCGUGAAGAACGGUGAAGUCCACCUCUACGACAACCAGGGUAUAUUCCUGAUGAAGCUUAACAUGGUUCCGCUGAGUGUCACCAAGCCGCAAAGUGUCGUGGCGCUGGACUGGUACGACGGAAAAAACGGCCUCGUCGCGACUGACGCGCCCUCUCUGAUCGUCUGCUACCAAAGUGGGAAGAUUCAGCUGAUGCGAGGCGAGAACGACGACCGACCGGCACUCCUUGACACUGGAAUGACCGUCGCUUGGUGCUGUUGGAACCACUGUGGCUCGCUCUUCGCCGUCGCCGGAAUGAUGCCGACGCUAGUCGGUGGGGAGACCAGGGAGUCGAAUUUCGUCCAAUUUUACACGCCAUUUGGCGAGCUAGUCAGGACGCUGAAGGUACCAGGAAGAGAAGUAACCUCCUGCGCUUGGGAGGGCGGCUCGCUGAGACUCGCGCUCUCGGUCGACUCGCACAUCUACUUCGCGAACAUCAGACCGGACUACAAGUGGACCUACUUUGGGGGGACCGUGGUAUUUUCCAGCGAGAAGCUGACCCGGGACGGGAUAUGUGUCACCUUCUGGAACGCCGAAGGAAAUUUGACGUACACUAAACACGUCAGGGCUUUGAUAUCGGUCGCGUCGUUCGGUGAGCACUGCGUACUUGCCGUGAAGAACGACUCCGGGCAGGUGAGCGAGCCCUACGCGCUUCUGGUCUGCAAUACGAUCGCUACUCCGAUCGACGUCAAGCACCUGCAUACGGAGCCGUUGUGGGUGGCGAUGACCGGAAACGUAGUGAUAGUUGCUUCACGGGACAAUUUUACGCUCUGGAGUUUCAGGAUGCCCAGAAACUCGGCGUUGAAUUCUGGGCGGACCAGAAGAGAUCGAACUUAUCACAUCGACGACACUCCUACGGGGGUUACGGAGGUCAUUCAGGAUCUGGACAGAGACAGAGCUUUCGAAGCUCCGCUGAACACGAAGCCGACUCUGGACCCAAUCUGCUGUAUGGUUGCGACGGAGAAAGUUUUGCUUCUAGGAAGAGAAUCGGGGAUGAUUCAGCGGUACUCGCUGCCCCAGGUAACGCUGACAAACCGAUACGCAACUGCCUCGAAGCCCUGCAAGCUCGCCGUGAAUUCCAACUCCACGAGAGCUUCGAUCAUUGAUACAGUCGGGAUCCUAACGAUGCUGGAUCUAGAGCCAGCUAAAAAUAGUACCGGUGACGAGGAAGACGUUAGAAAGUUCGAGCGCAAGGAUGUCUGGGCGAUGUGCUGGGCUCAGGAUAACCCCUCGCUGCUUGCUAUCAUGGAGAAGACCAGAAUGUACGUUUUAAGGGGACUUGAUCCCGAGGAGCCAAUAUCCUGCUCGGGGUACAUAUGCAGCUUCCAGGAUUUGGAGAUACGCUGCGUUCUCUUGGACGAGCUAAUGCAGAAGCCUGAAGAAACGCGACGCGAAUUAAUCGUUGAUUUGGAAGUCAAGUCGCUGCGUGACACCAGGGAACUACUUUCCAAGGUCGGUCUCAAGGAGGCGAACAGCUUCAUUCAGGACAAUCCGCACCCCAGACUCUGGCGCCUUCUCGCCGAAUCAGCGCUAAAGUAUUUGGACCUCGAGACGGCUGAGAACGCGAUGGUGCGCUGCGCCGAUUACCUUGGAAUUCAAUUCAUAAAAAGACUACGAAACGUGCACAAUGACCAGCUGAAGAAGGCGGAAGUCGCCGCGUUCCUGGGGGACUAUGACAACGCGGAGAAGCUUUACCUGGACUUGGACCGCAGGGAUUUAGCGAUAACUUUGCGUCAGAAGUUGGGUGAUUAUUUCCGCGUGAUCCAGUUAAUGAAGAUGGGAAUCGGUGGGUCGGACAAGCAGAUGGAGCACGCAUUCAACAAGAUCGGCGACUUCUUUGCCGAGAGACAGAACUGGGAGAGCGCAAGGGAGUAUUACGAGAAGGGCAGCAACACGGAGAGGCUCAUCCAGUGCUACUACAAGCUCGAAGAGUACCACCAACUCGCUGGAACGAUAGAGCAGCUACCGGACAAAAGUCCGCUGCUCAAAACCGUCGGCAAGAUGCUCGCGUCGGUCGGAAUGUGCCCUCAGGCUGUCCUGGCGUACGUAAAGUACGGAGAUGUUAAGCUGGCCGUGGACACCUGUGUGCGUUUGAACCACUGGGACCAGGCGGUGGAGUUGGCCAAGACGUACAAAAUGGCACAGAUAGGUGAGCUGCUGAACAAGUAUGCGAGCCAUCUUCUGGGCAAUGGAAAAAUGCUACAGGCUGUGGAACUGUACCGGAAGGCGAACCACCAUCUGGAGGCGGCAAAGCUGCUAUUCGCGCUUGCUGAGGAGCAGGCGAAGCUCAGAACGAAUCCAGUGAGGACGAAGAAGAUCUACGUGUUGGCCGCUCUCCUCGUCGAAGACCACUUGAAAGGCGCACCGGCGGCGAAGGCGGGCCGAAGUAACGUUGUCAUGGGACUCACAGAGAGCAACGAGGACACCAAGGUCAUUGAGAGGGCCUGGCGAGGCGCCGAAGCCUUCCACUUUCUGCUCCUGGCCCACAGGCAGCUUUACGACGGACAGCCAGACGCCGCAAUGAAGACCUCGUUGCGGCUCAGAGAGUACGAGGACGUCAUUGACGCGGAAGACAUUUACUGCCUCCUGGCGCUCUCGAGCUGCAUUAAUCGCGCCUUCGCCGCGUGUUCGAAGGCCUUCAUAAGGCUCGAGGCUAUGGAAAAGAUCGGCCACACGAAGAGGGAGGAUUACGAGGAACUCGCGUUGGCCAUUUUCACUAAGUACAGUCCAAAAGACUCGCGGAACGCCAAGUCGGAGUGCGUCAAUUGCGAGACUCUCGUUCCUGACUGGUGCGUCGCUUGUCCAAACUGCGCGACGAGAUUUCCAGGUUGCGUUAUAUCUGGAAAACCUCUGAUGGAUCUCGCCAAUGCCUGGGUCUGCAGCGUGUGCCGGCAUCAUGCCGCCACUGAACGCGACAUCAUCAAUGUCAACGCUUGCCCGCUUUGUCACAGUGUUAUUACUUAUAUGUAGAGCGUAGUACGUUAUUUGAUCGCGACUUAUUGCGUAGUCUUAGGUUUAUAUUCAAUCUUGCCAUUGAGGAGGUUUGUUGGCCAAAAAUUGAUGAUUUUCACCAAAUUUGUAACGAGAUAGUCGCACAUUGAGUAUUGGUCGGGUUAUUUCAUUCGUAUGCUGCAAAGAUCUUUAAGGAGAGCUUCCGAUGACAUUACCAAGUUCGCAAUCUUCAAUAGAGUUCAAUUCAAACAUGCGCAUGAGUCUAUUUGAUUUAGGCCCUUAAAAACCACGAAUAAUCAUUUAAUAACCGC